This is a messenger RNA of Physella acuta, 10629 nucleotides long. RefSeq lists its product as uncharacterized. The record is from RefSeq and is a predicted model, not a curated record. Lineage: Eukaryota; Metazoa; Mollusca; Gastropoda; Physidae. Gene Ontology annotation, molecular function: GTPase activator activity; protein binding. Gene Ontology annotation, biological process: small GTPase-mediated signal transduction.
AACAAACGUUAGAUCACAUUUGUUUUCCCUGAAUACAUUUUCAAGUUUCAAAAGAAGUUAAUUGGAACUAGUUAUAGAAAAAAUAAAAAAAUCAAUCAUCCAGUGUCACAAUGAAGUGGACUCCUCAACCAUGUUUAGUUGCUUACACUGGACACCAUGGCAACUCAUCUAGACAUGGAGAUGUGUUUACUCGCUGAUAUAAUGUGCUGCUUUGUGUGGGGGCAUCAAUGUUUACCUUGGAUGUAACUUUGCUAGACGCUAGAAAAAACACAAACGGCUGUAGCCAUGUUUACUGAUGUAGACAGGGCCGCUAGGUUUCACGUGCAAAAUAUUUACGGCACCCCGCAGAUUACGCGGAAACGAACUGGUCAGUGUCUGCGGCCAAGACGAAUGACUUUAAUUGACCUGAGAAAUGUUUCCCUCAAUGAUGAUGAUGUCAGCCACAGAAAAGGUAGCUCAGGAACCAUCAAGUCAGAGGGUGGCUUCACACAUUCUCACAAACAGCAGGCCCAAGAUAGCAGGGAGUCUCUGACCCCACCACGCAAGUCCAGCUUCAGCAACGCCAUGAAGGUGAAGCACAUCUCGCCCCCAACCCAGGGGGGAGGGCAGAGCCAGCUUGGGUCAGAGCUCACCAGGUUUCCUAAGCUGGAAGAAUAUGCUCAUUUCCAUUAUGAGCUUGUGGAGAUUCCUUCAUUGAAGCUAAGCUUGUGUGGUGAUGAUUCUAGUAUAUACAAACACAACACAGAGCCUCCCAAUGACUUGAGGAUGUUUCUAGUCACAGUUAGUGCUGAGAAGUCAUGGAUGAUUAGGAGAUCUGUGGAGAAUUUUGCUACUUUAGAUAAACAGUUACACAGGUGCAUUUAUGAUCGUCGUUUUUCACAACUGGAGGAUUUGAAAGCAGCCCAGCUUGAGACAAAGACAAGAGCUGAGGUGCAGCCUGUUAUAGAAAAGUACUUGAGCAGAUUUUCAGAACUUGCUGGGAAAGCUGGAGGUGGAGGAAUGGUUAACUGUGGUUCUGUUCUCAGUUGGAUGGAGAUGGACAACAGGGGUCACAGGCUAGUUGCCACUGAUGACUCAGGUAUCAAUACACCGGCCAUAGCUGCUGCCCAUGUCAUCAAGCGCUACAAUGGUCAAGCUGCUGAUGAGAUAUCCCUUCAGGUUGGAGAUAUGAUUUCUGUUAUUGAUAUGCCAUCUGCUGAAGACACUAUAUGGUGGAGAGGGAAAAGAGGUUUUGAGGUUGGCUUUUUCCCGAGCGAGUGUGUGGAAGUGAUUGGCGAGAAGCUGCCCUCCUCCAUGGCUACCUGCUUCCCUGAGCCUCUGGCCACGGCUGCCGCCUCACGUAAACCCUGUGAGAGUUUGGGAGAGAUGCCACCCAUCUCCACGACAACCACCACCACCACCACCACCCCCACCACCACAACACCAUCCACACCAUCCUCAUCCACACCAUCACCCUCCCCCUCGCGGUCCUCCACCUCGACAAGCGGUAGUUCGGUCGGGACAGUUUCGCUGUCCAACCCUGAGUCGUCACCAACCAUGAUUAGAAAACAUGGCAAACUUCUUUCAUUUUUGAGAACCUUCUUUUCUCACCGUCCCCCGCGCAACCAGCUGAAACAGUCAGGCAUUGUGAAGGAGAGAGUGUUUGGUUGCGAUCUGGGCGAGCACCUGCUGAACUCUGGCCAUGAUGUACCACUUCUCCUGAAAAGCUGCACUGACAUAAUUGAAGAGCAUGGCAUAGUACAUGGUAUUUAUAGAUUGUCUGGAAUCACAUCAAAUAUACAAAAAUUGAGGCUAGCGUUUGAUGAAGAUCGUGUGCCAGAUUUGACUGAAGAUUGUUACCUCCAAGAUAUUCACAGCAUUAGUUCCCUGUUGAAAAUGUAUUUUAGAGAAUUGCCAAACCCACUGCUGACUUAUCAACUCUAUGAUAAAUUUGCUGAUGCUGUUCGAGAUGAUGAAAAUAAAUUGUUGAAGAUUCAUGAUGUUGUCCAGCAGUUGCCUCCCCCUCACUACAGAACAACUGAAUAUCUCAUGCGCCAUCUUGCCAGGGUGGCUGCUUUUGGGCACGAGACAGAGAUGCAUUCAAAAAACCUGGCCAUUGUCUGGGCACCUAAUUUACUAAGGUCCAAAGAACUUGAAGCUGGCGGAGGUGCUGCAGCUCUACAAGGUGUUGGCAUCCAGGCAGUGGUCACAGAAUGUCUCAUUUGUUACUGCGACAUCAUCUUCACUGACAAGUUGCCCAGCUUUAACAAUGUUGAGUCAGGCAAGAGUCAGAAGAGACCUCGACCAAAAUCCCUGGCUAUAUCCACCCCUACAAGGCUGCUCUCUCUAGAGGAGGCCAGAGAGAGGGCUUUUAUUGGUCAUCUUGCUCCUAAAAAGUUUAUUGAUGUUGGCGGUGGCCCCAAAAACUUGCCCACCAAGUACCACACUGUUAUUGAUCUCCCAGGAUACAAGAAAAAAUCUCAGGGCUCAUCUAAAGAGAACAAGCCAGUGUCAGGGUCCAAGAAGGCAUCCAGUGGCACCACUGGCAGUGGGGGCUGGAAGUCUAUUUUCUCCAAGCCCAGGAGUGGCAGUGUGAAGAAAAACCGCAAGCCUAGUCAAGAAUCUGUAAACCUGGUUGCACCAGGCAAGGCACUGACUGAAGAGGAUGUUUACAACUGGAAGCGGCACCUGCGCAGUGCCAAGAGUGCCGAGUCCCUGUUCUCCCUGACCAACACGGCGUCCUCAUGUGGUAGCACCAGCAGCAGGACCUCGCGCAGCAACACUGACACAGCAAUGGGCAAGGCCAGUGUCAGGCAGGACUCCUUACCCACACCAACCAAAGCACAUCAAAGCUCAUUUCACCUGUCACAUAAAAGAUCUCUGUCAUCUGACGCACCUGCUGUACUUCGCCAGCGUCAGCUCAUGCAAGAUCAAGGUGAAAAUGGUGGCCAUGAUGAAUCUCGACAGUCCUUUGUUCGUGGAGAUUCAACUCGCAAGGCAUUACACAGACGUAUCCCAUCGGCUCCCAACACCCCACGCCAGGGUAGGAGGAGCCCCACCAAAGGGGGUGAAACUUCAGGGAGCGAGGACAACAUGGACAUCAGCUUGGAGGAUAUCAUCUACCCCAAGUGUGAGAAACUCGGCGAUGUCAACAUCGAUGAUGCCAUUAACUCUCGCCUGAUGAAAGUGGCAGAGAAAACCAGGUCUGUUAAGUCUAGCGAAGAGCUGGCGUCCUCUCCGCUUAAAAGGAGCGCUAAGUCUUCCCCCGUGGGUCAGAAGAAAGCGAAAGGUUCGUUAACCUCGCCUGGAUUACAACGAGGACAAGACAGAAGCCCGUAUGACAACGAUGACCAUGACAGCAGAAUGAGGCAGUUUUACUCUCGUUUCCACGACUACGCAGAAAUCCUCUCGGACGAUGACGCAGGCUUGGCCGGAACACCCCUCAGCCAAGGUACCAUGUCCGUGUCCAGCUCAGGCUGCAACAUGCAGGAGGUGCUUGACCAGAUCGACACCAGGCUGGCAAUGAACGCCAUGCUUUUCCCUCGACACGGCAUCGGCGACACCUCCAACUACCGCGUCGGAGAUGAAACCAAAUUCAGCAAAGAAACAGACUUCUCCACACAAACCACUACAACAACCACAUCCAGUUCUUUAAAAGAAACGGAGUUUUCUGUCAAUCUCCCCACCCCCACAACUCCUUCAAAAGAAACGGAGUUCCCAGCUACGGGUAACAGCUCACCCAGGGAGAUGGCAAGCGUUAAGGAGCUUCUGGGUUUAGGAGAGCAAGAGAAAUGUUUGAAAGAUAACAAAGCAGCCGGGGCUACGGCUGUUGGGAGAAGACGAGUAGAAGUUUCUCGGGGUAGCACAAAAAUCUACCACAGUGCAGAUAGUAACUCUUCGAAAGGGGAGGGUAACUCUACCAGAGUUGUCCGACGCCAUGCAGAGUUUAUCCCCAGUUCAGGGGCAACUUCUAGGGAUAUAGAGAACCUUCAAGACCUGCUACACAUUUUGGAAGGCACCGAUCAGAAACUGCCCCCGACUCCAUCCAAAUCUCAGUCUGAUCGUCGUGCAGAUUACAUGCAGGGGACGAAGUCUUCAUCUCAUCAUUCACAGAUGAAUAGCAGCUCCCCCCACCACCAGUCCCCCCAGUCUAGAAACUCCCCCAGAACUCAGUCCCCACUGUCCAACAACUCCCCCCGCCACCAGUCCCCUCUGUCCAGUAACUCUCCGAGCUUUGAUUCCAAGCUCUGCAUCCUUGAAGAGAAAGCGACCCUGCGCUCAGGGAUGAGUAAGUGUCUGAGCGUCCCCAGCGACAUUGCCAGGUCGUUGGAGAAUGUCACAGAGAGCCAGUCCGACAUGAUGUCAUCUGUCACAAUCAGCGAACUGUCCACGUCUAUAAAUAGCUUCAGUAACGGCCUGAUGGAGGAAGGCGGAAGGUUGAAGGUGGAGGACCCCCGACGAAGACGCAGCACGAGCCUAGAUAGCCUGACAGAAACUGACCACCUCAUGAGCAGAACUCUAAGGGAAAUCAACCGCCAAAUGGACGUUGCAUUUAAACAUGACCCCGGCCUAACAGGAUCUCACAGGCUUGUUGCCUCCGACCUUGACCUAACAACCUCCAGCUCCGAUGUCAGGCUGACCUCCCAGUCUUUUGCCGAGUCCAGUUCAAGCGUUAAGAUUCGGGAAGAUCAAUUUUCUAUGGAUGACUGUGCCAUGACCCCAACCCAAGCCAAUGUAGAGCUACUGUUGGUGGUGGCAGCACCGUCUGUAGAUCCAUCUCACUCUAGUCCUGAGGUACAGACCCCACCCAAGACAGCCAGAAAACUGAAAUCCUCCAAUCUCUCCAGCGCUGAGCUCAGCGAGUCGUUCAUCAACUAUAAUUCAUUGACUACCUCGUCCAGCACAACCAGCAGUAUUUAUCUAAGAACGCAAGAAGAUUGCUCACCUUCUCAUUCAUCCCCAGACCCCAGGGACACAGUCAACCAGCCUCAGAGUAAUCUGACAGGGCCUCACCUUGUUCAAACCCACUUUGGCCUUGACAGUGCGGACGGUCGCUGUGACAUUGCGAAUAUGUGUAGAAAUAGGUCAGAUUCAUCGUCUUCUAAUUCAUCCAAUAAUUCUGAAGAAUUUGACGAGGUGGCUUCCCCUGAGGAAGAUGAGGUUGCUUUCCCUGACGAGGAUGUGUUCACACAAAAUAUGGAGAGUAUCCCACCGUCUUCACUUAGUCCCCAGUAUUCUUCCAGUAACUUUUAUAUGAGAGAGCAAAGGAAUUUAGGAUCCCUGAGUGUUGAUCUGCCCUUAGAGGACAUUUCACCGUACCAGGUGGUGAGGAGGCAACACUCCCCUAGGGUGGAGCAGCAGUCCCCUCGGGGUGAACUCGCAGGCCGAGUCAGCGAGGACAAUCUAUUUUUAGAUGGUUCUCAGAUGGACGAGCGCAUGUCCAGCUUGUGCGCGGUGGGGCUCAUGAGCCAGAGAGCCAGGCUGAGCAGGGAGUCAUCCAACAGCAGCCUGCAGUCACCAGACUCCAGCCUGGGGGCCAUGAGAAGCCCUAUCAGAGAAGCAUUACCCGAUGUUGUUCAGUCAACCACCCAGCCACCUGACAAUGAAGUGGUCAAUGUGCCAUUGCAGUUAGCCUUAUACCACCCCGAUGAGUUCUCCAUGGACAUUCCAGCAGCCAUAUCCGGCCACCCAGUGAACAUCCACCCAUCGCCGUCAUUGCCUCAGGUACAUACCACCACUGACAUCGUUAUGGAAAGUAAAAAAAUCUUAAAGAAAUCCAGCACAGAGAACUGCAUAGCCGACCAGGCAAGUGGCUUCUCUGAUGGACGGGACUUGAUGACUGGGAGCUUAAGGCAGAGUUCUCAGGGACAGUCUGAGGUGUUGGUCAAUGAUGAAGUGGUCAGCAUGAGACCUCUCAGGCCACCACGGCGGUCUGAAGAAGCCAGGAGAACUUUUAAUUACGAAGAUGUGGCAAUGGAGGUGGACAAUUUGUGUAACAAGCUGGUGGUUGACUUGAACUCACCUAAUUUUUUAACCGAGAACAAUUUACUAGCUCCGAAGAAUUCGGAAUACGGUGAGGCUUGUCAAAGGUCCAGUAGUAACGUCAACAGUCAGGAUGUUCUGUGUGAGGUGGAGAAUGUCUUGAAUCAAGGCAAGGAGAUCCUCAUGUCACCAGAUGUCAGGGACGGGUUAGACACCAGGUCGUCGACAUCCGACAGCCUAACCCCUACUGGCAGCGACACUGGCACGCCCAUUCGUAAAACAUCCUUCUCCAAAAUACCGCGGCCCAAACCCAAUUCUGACACGAAACCCAGUGGGAGAUCCUCCUCCAUGCACGGAGACCUCACCCCAACUGCUAAAGCCGCUCAUGCGAGAAGAGGCUCUGAAGCUUCUGGUGCCGGAGGGGGAAAACGCCUAGGGCACAACCGAAGAUCCUCAGACACAAAAAUCACAGACUUCCAAACAUCUUCCACCACCACGCGUACCCAGCUCUCUAACAGUCGGUCUGAAGCCGUCGCAUCAUCCAGAUCAGCUACCAGCCCAAGAUCAAGAGUCGCCGACACUAAGCCGUCAUCUGACAGUAAAUCAUCACGCAUUCCUUUGUCACAUCGUGUUCCCAGCCCCCAGUCAGAAGCCUCCGGGCUUGGUGUCAGCAAGUCACAGAGCAAGAUACCCAGCCCCAUCCCCAAACCUAGGAAAGUCAGCUGCAGCCCUCAUGGUGCUCCGCCCGUAGAUGACGUCAUAGAAAUUACAAGGCAGUCGGUGAAGAGAGAAAACUCCACCAAAGCUGAAAAAGCAUCAUCAAAUACAAAAAAAACAUUGAUAGUGAAAGACAUGCCAGAUAAACCUGGUGCCAAAUUGGUUAUCGAGUCACAGCCAGAGCUGAAAAAGAAAAUACAAACUGUCAAUUCAAAAAAAGUCAACCAGCCACCCAGACAGCUGGCAGAACCUGUCCAGCAUGAGGAUAAUUCUGACAGCGUGUUUGACAACAGUGACACCAUGUCUGACAGGCUUCCGGGAGAUUCUCGUCUAAGAUUCUCUCAAGUUGUAGAAAACCAUUCCUACCCGGAGGUGAGGCAGGAGCUCGUAGAAAAAAAAACGCCUCCUCCAGUUGCCAAAAGAAAAUUUCACUACGAUUCUAAAUCACUUCCGCGGCGCUCAAAAUUCGACGAUCCUCACAUGACGUUUUGUAAGCAGGAAAACAAUUGUGCUCAGUAUUCCGACAUGGUGGGCAGCCGGUCUUCGUUGGACGACUCAGUGCUGCAGCUGGCUGCGGAGCGUCAUGAUCUGUUUAUUCCCGAGGAGGAGGGCGAUGAGAGGAUGUAUGUUCUGUGUACUGGGUCGCUGCGCAUCAAACGCUCACACAAGAUGCAGAGCCUGAUGGACUUGUUUGAGCGCGGCUCCGACUCCAACGUCUCAGACAGCUCCGGGAGCCCUGGCACCAGACACAGAGACCGGACGUACUCUGGAUCACUGCUCGGACAGGCUGGUCAACUGACCCCUUGUUUGGAGGUGGGCAAGCCUGAUCAAGAGUCUGCUGAUGACAGCUUUCUUCCUUCAUCUCCAUCUAAAUCCACUCAUUCACCCCAAACACCUAAACCUUAUGACAUGUCUGAUGUUAAUGUUAAGGAAACGGAAAUCUCUUCUUCUCAGCCGCAAGCCAAACCGGGACCUGUGUUAAGAACAUGCUCACAAGACAGGGCGCGCCCAGCUGUGGCCAAGAGAAAAUCCUCCCCUGCUGGGAAGGAAAAACUCCAAUCAUCCACUCACUCAGAACCAGUGGCCUUGAGAGGUUCACGCCCGCCCCGUUACCGCAGCAACUCUAAACCACGCACAUACAGCGAGUCAUCAACAUCCGAGUCUGACACCUCCCACCAAACAGAAGCCACUGUCAGGUUCGCUGCCACCUCUUCGAAAGAAUCCUCGGCGCCACAGCAGCCUUCACAACCCAUUGUGACACGUAGACGCACGGAUAAAAAAAAAGACAUUGACCCAAUCAAAACACAAGACGGUAAAGAAACAAGAAAGAGCAUGUCUUCCGUUUCAUUUGUCUCGCCCGUUUCAAAUAACUCAACCACCCCGCCCACAUCACCCAGAAAAUCUGAACGCAGAAACAGCAUUAAAGAACUGAGGUUAGUGUUUGAGCCCCCUGAGGGGGAGACACCACCCUCAGACUCCCCAACUAUGUCCCCAGACCCUAGUGAACCAAGAAGGAUGAACCGUAUGAGACUGAGCCUAGAGAUCCCGUAUAGCUCUGGUGGCCAAAGUAUAGCUGGCCCUAGCUCAUCCAAUGCCAGUCAAGUUAGCCAAAGUAUAGCUGGCCCCAGCUCAUCCAAUGCCAGUCUAGUUGGCCAAAGUAUAGCUGGCCCCAGCUCAUCCAAUGCCAGUCAAGUUGGCCAAAGUAUAGCUGGCCCCAGCUCAUCCAAUGCCAGUCAAGUUGGCCAAAGUAUAGCUGGCCCCAGCUCAUCUAAUGCCAGUCAAGUUGGCCAAAGUAUAGCUGGCCCCAGCUCAUCUAAUGCCAGUCAAGUUGGCCAAAGUAUAGUUGGCCCCAGCUCAUCUAGCACUGGUCCAGUUUACCAAAAUCUGCUUGGACUAACUGGCGAAGACCAAAUCCUAUCUGGCAAUGUUGGAGGUGGCCAGAUUUCAUCAGGAACCAGUGGCCAAAACUCAACUGGAAGUUCUGCGAGCAGCCAGCCUUUAAGGCUUGGCCCAAAGCCGUUUUAUGGAACACAGAAAUGAUUUAGAAGUACAAGACAGUUCUAAAAUCACUUAGUCCAUUUAUACAGCAUUGUUUCUAUCUAUAGAAGAGUGAAGCCAUUGGUCAGUUGUUCAGUUGAUUUCUCUCAGCAAAGAGAAGCUAACCAUGAGGGAAAAAACUACUUAAAAAGAGGUUAUCUGAAACCAUGGCUGUAUAAAACAAAGAGGAACAAAUGAAUUGGGUUUCACAUAGUAACACAACUACACACUAUACAUCAUCAAUAAACACUAGCCCAGUGAGCUGCACAUUAUCAUUAAAACAUAAGCUGAGGGUGAACUACACACUACACAUAAUUAAAACACUAGCCAAGUGAGCUACACAUUACACAUAAUUAAAACACAAGCUCAAUAACUAAACUUUACACAUCAUCAACAAAACUUUAGCCCAGUAAAUUACACACUACACACCAUCAUUAAAAUACUAACCCAUUAAACUACACACUACACACCAUCCAGCAGUCUUCCAAUGUUGGAGUGUUAAAGUGCUGAGCUACCUUGUCAAAGAAUUUUACUAACCUGUAUGUUAGCAUCAAGUCUUAAUUUCCAUCUAGCUAAAUUAUUUUUUACUAUAGAACUGUAAAUAACAAUGCCUUGACAACCAGUUAACAAUUGUAUGUGCAAUAGCAAGCCAUUGUUACCCAGGCAGGCCAUUAUUGCAUUUAUUCACGUGCAACAGUUUGUGUGUAAAAUGUGUACAAAUUUAUAUACGCUUUUGUAAUGUGUACAUAAAGAUGUGUAUGUAGAAAGAAAUGUGUACCAAUGUAUAAAAUCAAAACCAUUGUACAUAAGAUUUUAUGUAUUUGAAAUUUUUUGUCAGGUAGGGCUGGGGGGAAGGGGAGGGGGGAUGUUUUUUUUUUAAACCGUGUGCAAUUUGGUUUUUAUAUUUUAUUGACUUGAGUUUUUUUUUUCAUAUUUUAUUUAUGAAGUAAAAAUGGAAAUCCAUUUUAUUCAUGGAGAAAAAAAUGUUUCAUGUUAAUCCCUGAUAUUAUCUUUGAACAAGUUAAAGAAAGAAUAACAAAAUAUCUAGUUUUAAAAAAAUGCAUUUCUUGUGUUGACCCGAUCUUACAGGGCACACUGAAUUGUUUUGUUGAGAAAUGGUAUUUAGAAAACCCUACAAGGUUUUUACUAAAACUGUAACUAUGAAUGAUUGAAGGCCAAUUAUUUCUACUUAAAUCUUUGUACAUUUUCUAAAACAAAAUGUGGGCUUGGCUCCUACACAUGACCUGACACUGAGUGUGUUUGGUGUUAUAUUUACUAUUGUGUUUGUGAAUGUGUGUUUAGUUAUCUUAGCUGCUUAUUGUCAGUGAAUGGUUUUGUGUGCAUAAUAAUUUGUAUGGUUUCUCCAUCAUCAUUAGGGCCUUGAAUUUAUCGUAGACCAGCAUGUUAGGUUGUUUUAAAGUUUUUUUCAUUUCCAUUCAUCACUUGAAAUAAUUCUUUAAAAAAAAAAAUAUAUAUUGUGCUAUUUUUAUUUAAAUUAAUACUUUUUUAAUAUACAAAUUUAGCUUCUUGUAUUAAUUUUGAAAUUGGCAUGUAGAAUUUAGAAAUUCUUUUCUGAAUUGUACAUUUUUAGUCUUGACUUAUCUUCCCCUUGAUAUUUCUGACCUUUUAAAUUCUCUCCCCUUGGCCUUUGUUUUUCAGUAGCUUGAUCUCGCACAAAGAUCUCAAUGUCUGCUGUCAGUUUGUCUGAUAUAUUUUUUUUUAAAUUGAUGUACUGAAGGCAUCAGCUAGUUACAAAAUCCCGGACAGGGUUACUGGUGGAAAUUCUAACUUAUGAAUUUUGAGUCUUAACUUUUAACUGUAAAGAUAUAGGGUGAAUGCAGUUUUACUUGUUGUGUAUGGUAACUUAAAAAAAAAAACUGCCCUUAAUAUAUUUCUGUAACUGAUUCAAUAAAU